Molecule: messenger RNA, 863 nt
Organism: Falco peregrinus (peregrine falcon)
Lineage: Eukaryota; Metazoa; Chordata; Aves; Falconiformes; Falconidae
Gene: SCO2
Product: protein SCO2 homolog, mitochondrial
Exons: 2
Coding region: 116-838 (240 amino acids)
Biological process (GO): mitochondrial respiratory chain complex IV assembly
Source: RefSeq, a predicted model, not a curated record
CGGGGCGCAGUGCGCGUGCGCGCUCCUCUGCCCCGCCCCUUCCGCUCGUGGCGGCGCGGAGCGCACCGGGCGUGCAGGCGGGCCGGGGCUCGGGGUCAGAGGGCAAAGCCCCACCAUGUUCCGGGCCCUGCUGCCGGCCCUCCGCCUGCCGUGCCGCCUGCCCACACCGCGGGCCCUGCACAGCCCGGCCCCGAGGCGACUGCCACUGGGGCGGCGGGUGGCGGUGGUGGCAGCGGCGGGGGCAGCGGCGGGGGCAGCCUGGCUGUACCUACGGGAGGAGAAGGCACGGCGGCGGCGGGCGCGGCGGCGGGAGGAGCUGCGGGCGCUGGCACUGGGCCAGGGCGACUUCCAGCUGCUGGACCAGGAGGGGCGGCGGCGGUGCAAGGCCGAUUUCCGUGGGCAGUGGGUGCUGCUCUACUUCGGCUUCACCCACUGCCCCGACAUCUGCCCCGAGGAGCUGGAGAAGCUGAGCCGGGCCGUCCGGCUGCUGGAGCGGGAGCCAGGCCUGCCUCCUGUCCAGCCCCUCUUCAUCACCGUCGACCCCGAGCGUGAUGAUGUGGCAGCCGUGGGGCGAUACGUGCGGGACUUCCACCCGCGGCUGCUAGGACUGACCGGCAGCCCCGAGGAGGUGCGGGCGGCCAGCAGCGCCUACCGCGUCUACGCCAGCGCCGGCCCAAAGGACGAGGAGGGCGACUACAUCGUGGACCACACCAUCUUCAUCUACCUGCUGGGCCCUGACGGGCUCUUCCUCGACUACUACGGGCGCAACAAGACAGAUGCACAGAUCGCCCAUAGCGUCCGCCGGCACAUGGAUAGCUAUGAGCCAGUCCUGGAGUGAGGACAAUAAACGCACCUGUGCCCCA